Messenger RNA from Apus apus (common swift), 2407 nucleotides. RefSeq names its product UTP14A small subunit processome component (gene UTP14A). NCBI's taxonomy places the organism in Eukaryota, Metazoa, Chordata, Aves, Apodiformes, Apodidae. The record is from RefSeq and is a predicted model, not a curated record. The coding region runs from base 45 to 2246 and encodes 733 amino acids. The transcript has 14 exons. Gene Ontology annotation, biological process: rRNA processing. Gene Ontology annotation, cellular component: nucleolus; small-subunit processome.
GCGCGGCAGCGGCGCUUUCCGCCUCUCGCCCGGCGUGCGGCGCGAUGGCGGAGGAGUGGCUGGGCCAGGAGGCGGCGGGGAGCGGCAGCGAGAGCGAGGAUGAGGGGCAGGAGGACGGUGAACGGCGGCACCGGCAGCUCCUGGAGGCCGUCAGCUCCCUCUCCGGACGGAAGCGGCGGAAGCUGGAGCGCACGGAGGCGAGUGCCCAGGUGUCCGAGUUCAACGUCAGCUCCAAAGGUGCUGGGGAGAAGCUGGUCCUGUCCGAGCUCCUGCAGCCCCUCUGUCCCAAAUCCGCCCUGCGCAGCGUCAGGAAGGAGCUGAGCAGGGUGAAGCAGAAGAAGCCGGUGGAGCUGCCGCUCAGCAAGGAGGAGGCAAAGCGGGUGGUCAGGGAAGCAGCCUACGCCCGCACCUCGCAGGAGGUGGGCAGGUGGCAGCAGGUGGUGCUGCAGAACCGGCGGGCAGAGCAGCUGGUGUUCCCCCUGAGGCAGGAGAUCCCCACGGUGGUGCCCCUGGAGCAGACGGUGUCGGCAUGGAAGGCCCGGACUCCCCUGGAGCAGGAGAUCUUUGGGCUGCUCCACAGGACUAAGCAGCCCCUCACAGACCCGCUCCUGACGCCGGAGGAGACGGCCUCGCUGCAGGCCAUGAGUCUGGAGGAGGCCCGGCGGCGGCGCGCGGAGCUGCAGAAGGCCCGGGCCCUGCAGUCCUACUAUGAAGCCAAAGCUCGGAGGGAGAAGAGGAUCAAGAGCAAGAAGUACCACCGCGUGCUGAAGAAAAGCAAGAGGCGCAAGGCCCUGAAGGAGUUUGAGCUGCUGCAGAAGUCAGACCCUGAGGCUGCCUUGGCCAAGCUGGAGGAGCUGGAGCAGCUCAGGAUGCAGGAGCGGAUGAGUCUGAAGCACCAAAACAAGGGAAAAUGGGCCCGUUCCAGGGCCAUUAUAGCUAAGUAUGACUUGGAGGCCCGCAAGGCCAUGCAGGAGCAGCUGGCCAGGAACAAGGAGCUGAUGCAGAAGGUGCAGGUGGAGCUGACUGACGAAGAGGCAGGUGACCUUCCCGAGGAGGACCUGGCUCCAGUGACUGUCCCUGCUGUUCCUGGGGGUGCCAGUGGAGCCAACCCCUGGAUGCUGGGACAGCCCAGCCGCCCGGCCCCGGAGCCUGAGGUGCAGGAGGGGCUGGGGGGGGAAGUCAUGGUGCCCGAUGCUGCAGAGAGCGAGGAGGAAGAGGAGAUGUCAGAGGAGGAAGCUCUGCUGCAAGGCUUUGAGCAGAAGCGGCGUGUGCGGCCGCGGUGGGCGAGGAGCCCCAAGGGACCAGGUGCUGAUGAGACAAAGGCAGUUUCUGAGCUGCCAGGGGACAGCCCCGAGUUACCCGUCUCUGCUGAGGAGCCGCUGAGUGCAGUGCUGGAGCAGCCUCCCCAGGCCCAGGAGGAGAUGCUGCUGUCGGAGCAGCUGGGCCAGGUGCGGACAAUGGAGGACGUUGAGGCUCUGGCCUCAGAGGAGAGUGUCAAGGAGCUGGAGGAGCAGGAGAAGCGUGUGGAGGAGCAGGGGAAGCCGGCAGCCAGACGAGCAGAGAAGCGAGUGCAGCAGCAGGAGGCAGGCAGGGCUGGGGACAAGCGUGCCAAGAAACCACCAGCCAAGAAGAAGAUGAUCAGCCUGGAGGAUGUGCUGGCGGGAAAGUCCCAGGAGCUCCAGUGCCCCGUCCUCCCCGUGGUGGUGGAGGAGGAAGAGGAGGGUGGCAUCGACCAAAGAGGGGUGAUCAAAGAGGCCUUUGCCGGGGACGACGUGGUGGCCGAUUUCCGGCGGGAGAAGCGCAAGGCGGAGCAGGAGGGGAAGCCGCAGCCGGUCAACCUGGUGCUGCCGGGCUGGGGCGAGUGGGGAGGGACGGGGCUGAAGCCCAGUGCCAAGAAAGUGAAGCGGUUCCUCCUCAAGCCACCCCCGGCGCCGCCCCGCAAGGACCAGCACCUGCCCCACGUCAUCAUCAGCGAGAAGCGCAACAUCUACGCGGCUGCACACCAGGUCAGCGAGCUGCCCUUCCCCUUCGAGAGGCACCAGCAGUUCGAGCAGAGCAUCCGCACACCCCUGGGCCCCACCUGGAACACACAACGUGCCUUCCAGAAGCUGACUGCCCCCCGUGUCAUCACCCGGGCCGGCCACAUCAUCCAGCCCAUCUCUGCCGAGGACGUUGCCGACAAGGACAACGCAGGGGGGUGGCAGGGACCCUCCAGCUGGCUGGGAGAAGCCCCCAGCGCGGGCUAAGCCUGCACUGGGGGCUCCUCCCAGCCGGCUGGAUCGUCCCCGCCUCCUGUGCAGGAGAGCUCGGUAACUUCUGCCCCUCCCUGGAGGAGGCGGAGAAGCUGGGAGAGGCUCCUGGCAACCUCCCACCACUUCCCCAGCAAUAAACCUCCUGCGCUGCCUUG